CCUUUUAUCUCUUUCUUUCACAUUAACAAUCUGAUAAAGCAGAUUUAUCCAUGUUCAAAAUAUAUAUCCUUAACACUAAAAACAAAGCUACGGGUGUAUCGAUGUAUUCUUAUUCCUCUAAAUAUUUUUUCAACAAGAUAUAAAGUUUUAAGCAGUAAACAUGCAAGAUUUUACGAGUAUAUUAAACAUUAUAUUUAUUAUAAGUGGUGGUGUGUUGACUUUCGUGAUUUUGUUCAUUUUUGCUAAGAGACAGAUUACAAGGUUUGCCCUGAGGUCCAGGAGAGGCCCUCACGUUCCAAUAGGAACUGAUGCAAAGAAAUGCCUAAAGAAAGAGCUGGAGCGUCGUAUUGAGGCAGUGCCCCGCAUCAUGCAUGAGCCUAGGCUUUUGAGCACGGAGCCUUCGCACUACAUCCUGGAACCACAGCAGCCAUACCACUACAGGUUCCGAGCUGUUGAUGAUGUGAAAACUCUUGAGGAAGAGAUAGCUCGUCAAGACCCAGGUCUGCGGCGGCACCCUCGCGAGUCUCUCAGAGCCUUCCUCCUGUCCUCCCUAGCCGCCCCGCUGGACGGGCGUGGCCAAAAACUGGUGCACCAGUUCUGUGAUACCUACGAGUUUGCCAGGCAUCAUCCAGGAGAGUUCGGGGAAGAUGAAUACACAGCAUAUAGUCGACUGCUCUUGAAGUUACUUGAUGCAGCCCGUUUGUUGAAGAGUGUGGGUACAUGCGUGGUGGUGUCGGGGCGUGGCUCCCCGGUGCGGCGCGCGCGCUUGCUGGACGCGGCGCGCCUGCGGCCCUCCGCCCUCGCCGCCCUGCCCAGGCACAAUAAGUUGCCCGCCGCAUUACAUAAACAUUACACAGCGCUUGAGAACAUGCCAAUAGACUCCAAGUUGGAAGAGGAAGUGAUUCGGGUCCCCGUAAAGAGCCCCACGGAGCCGCUGGUGAAGGCUCCAGCGGACGAGACGGCAGUCUGAGCAAGGCUGCAGCGACACCCUGCUCAAACGCUUUAGAGUGGGGUGACCGUUGCUUAUACAAUGAUAGACAAACUGUGAGUGUUUCGUAGUGGAAAUACUAAUAAAGUGAGUGAUACGGAAUGGAUAUUUCCAACGCAAUCAAUUUUGAACC
Molecule: messenger RNA, 1121 nt
Organism: Spodoptera exigua (beet armyworm)
Lineage: Eukaryota; Metazoa; Arthropoda; Insecta; Lepidoptera; Noctuidae
Source: the annotation of a GenBank genome assembly